Messenger RNA from Clonostachys rhizophaga, 1602 nucleotides. NCBI's taxonomy places the organism in Eukaryota, Fungi, Ascomycota, Sordariomycetes, Hypocreales, Bionectriaceae. The record is from the annotation of a GenBank genome assembly.
AUGGGGCCGUUCCUGCUUGCUCCUAUUGCACGACUUACGCAGUUCCGUGCAAGUGGACUCCGGUUGGCCCCGGUUGAUGUGGAAGUUUGCACUUUCGCAGACGGCGUGCCCCUCCCCGUUUCCGAUCCUGCGGUGAGCAACAACGUGCUUACCCAUCGGUCACCGGCCGUCUCGGGAGAUCAGACGUCUCCUAAGCCAAGUGCAGUAGCCAAGGAUGACGAAUGCCUAAGGAUGGAGAUCCAGGCAGGGGAAAGAUAUCCCCUGCCUCCAUUGGAGGAUGUCGAGCAAUUGUUCGACUUCUUCUUCGCCAACUUUAAUAAGUUCUUCCCAAUUUUUGACUAUUCAAGGGCUAUGGGAAUGUUGCAUGACUGGUACCUCACCUGCCCAAAUUCUCGGGACGAGUCUACUUGGGCUGUGAUCAAUAUCAUCAUCGCCCUUGGUCUACAGUUCAAACACUUGACACUCCCGGCCUUUACCACCCUCGAAGACUCUACCGUUUAUGCGGCCAACGCCCAGUCGAUCCUUGACAAACUAGUCAUGCGAGUCAGUGACUGCUAUGGGAUUCAAGUCCUUCUGGGAUUGGUCGUGUACUUCCAGAAAUCUAUGGACAGAGGCCCGGCGCAGGUGCUCAUUGCCUCCACGAUUAAGCUGGCGUUCCGUCUGAGACUUCACAUGACACAACAUGGUCUUGCUCUGCCCCCAAAGGAUGUACUGGAGAGAAAAAGGCUCUUUUGGGCAGCUUAUAUCUUGGAUAGGGACGUUAGCAUGAGAGUUCGCGAUCCAUACAUUCUCCAAGAUCACGAUUUCGAUGUCGACCCUUUAGAACAGAUCAUAAGAGACGAGGUUACGUGUGACCUGGGCUUACCGAUCGAUGCGGAGGAAUUUAAUUAUUUUCGAUGCCGAGCCGACCUUGCAUUUAUUCAAGGAAAAACGCAUGACUGGAUUAAUUCGGUCAAGGCAGAGCGGCUUGUCGACUACCAGAAAUGGGAGAAACGGGAAUUGCUAUGGACGAUGCUCAAUGAAUGGAUGAUGACGGUCCCACAGCUAUACCACCCAAGCAAUUUGGAGAAUCUCGAUAGUCCUGUGGAGCAAGCAUUCAUCUCGCUUUACAUUACAAGAUUUCGUACCAUAUGCGGGAUCGAAAAGGUUUUCUCGCAUCAUACAGAAUGGAUUAGCGGGCUUAUUGACUAUAGCGUCAAGUGGUCCGCGGAUGGCCAAACUGCCAGCAAGUCGGCUCAAAGUCCUCUGCCGAAUCACUGGAAAGACCUCGUGGACUCUGCUCGAACGAUUAUGCUGCUGUUUCGAAGAGUGCCAAAAUUCUACAACGGACUUUUGGGAAAUCUCUGUUGCGCCUAUUGCUCUGCUUUGCUCAUCGUGGUCGCGAACAAGCUUGUACUCCCUGAGGUCCACGUAGUGGGCCAGCCAAAGCUGGAUGAUGCCCUGAUUGUGGAAGGUAUUGAAUACAUGGAAGCCAAGUAUGAGGUUAUUGCUGCUCCGUCACUGAAAGCAGUGUCCAGAGCCUGCCGUGAGUUGACAGGCGAGCCGAUGCCGCCGUUGGUGCUACGAAAAAUAAGACACAAGACACACAAGACAGCCAAAUAA